Microthlaspi erraticum is the source of this 2235-nucleotide messenger RNA. Lineage: Eukaryota; Viridiplantae; Streptophyta; Magnoliopsida; Brassicales; Brassicaceae. The record is from the annotation of a GenBank genome assembly.
AUGGCAACACUAGGAGAUAUUGGAUUAGCGGCGGCAAUCAACAUACUCACAGCCAUCAUCUUCCUUUUGGCAUUUGCAAUCUUGAGGAUCCAACCAUUCAACGAUAGGGUUUAUUUCCCUAAUUGGUAUCUGAAAGGUAUUCGAAGCAGUCCUCUGCAUUCAGGUGCUCUUGUGAGCAAGUUUGUGAAUCUAGACUUAGGCUCGUAUCUACGGUUCUUGAACUGGAGGCCCGCGGCUCUGAGGAUGCCUGAGCCAGAGCUUAUUCAUCAUGCCGGGUUAGAUUCUGCGGUGUACUUGAGGAUUCACUUGACAGGGCUUAAGAUCUUUGUACCGAUAGCAUUACUUGCGUGGUCGAUUCUUGUACCUGUAAAUUGGACAAGCGAUGGGCUGCAAAUAGCAAAGCUACGUAAUGUAACAUCUAGUGAUAUUGAUAAGUUAUCAAUCUCUAAUAUCGAAGGUGGAUCAGACAGGUUUUGGACUCACCUAGUGAUGGCUUACUCGGAGCAGAGGCGUCCUGAUCAAUUCACGGUUUUGGUUAGGAACGUACCAGCGGAUCCAGAUGAGACCAUUAGUGAAAGUGUGGAACAUUUCUUCAUGGUUAACCAUCCAGACCAUUAUCUUACACAUCAGGUUGUUUACGAUGCAAACGAUUUGGCGGAUUUAGUAGAGAAGAAGAAGAGCAUGCAAAACUGGCUUGACUAUUACCAGUUGAAGCAUAUAAGGAACAAGGAUCAAAGGCCAAGGUUAAAGACAGGUUUUCUCGGGCUAUGGGGAGAGAAAGUAGACGCCAUUGAUCAUUACAUAGCUGAAAUCGAGAAAGUAAACAAGGAAAUAGCAGAAGAAAGGAAGAAGGUAAAGAAAGAUGACGAGAACGUAAUGCCAGCAGCUUUUGUCUCUUUCAAAACACGUUGGGGUGCUGCGGUCUGUGCACAGACACAACAGUCGAGAAAUCCGACAGAAUGGUUAUCCGAAUGGGCUCCAGAGGCGAGAGAAGUGUUUUGGUCAAACCUAGCUAUACCUUACGUCUCAUUAACAGUAAGGAGGCUUGUAAUGCACGUUGCCUUCUUCUUCCUCACAUUCUUCUUCAUGAUUCCAAUAGCCUUUGUUCAAUCCUUAGCAAGCAUCGAAGGCAUCGAGAAAUCAGCUCCUUUCCUCACAACCCUCGUGGAGAAGGAUCUAGUUAAAUCAUUUAUCCAAGGGUUUCUUCCUGGUAUUGUGUUGAAGCUCUUUAUAAUAUUCCUGCCAAGCAUCUUGAUGGUCAUGUCCAAGUUCGAAGGGUUUGUUUCGUUAUCAUCGUUAGAGAGAAGAGCUGCUUUUCGGUAUUAUAUCUUCAACCUCGUUAAUGUCUUCCUCGGAAGCAUUGUCACCGGCUCUGCUUUUGAACAGCUCGAUUCUUUCCUCAAACAAUCUGCAAAUCAGAUUCCUAAGACAGUUGGAGUAGCGAUACCGAUAAAAGCGACGUUUUUUAUAACGUUUAUAAUGGUUGAUGGUUGGGCUGGCGUUGCGGGGGAGAUUCUGAGGCUGAAGCCUUUGAUCUUCUUCCAUGUCAAGAACUUCUUCUUGGUGAAAACAGAGAAGGACAGAGAAGAAGCUAUGAAUCCAGGACAGAUCAAUUUUCAUGCGACAGAGCCUCGGAUUCAACUCUACUUCCUCCUCGGUCUUGUCUAUGCUCCGGUCACUCCUGUUCUUCUCCCUUUCAUUAUCAUCUUCUUCGCUUUGGCUUACCUCGUCUUUCGUCACCAGAUCAUAAAUGUGUACAAUCAGGAAUACGAAAGUGCAGCUGCGUUCUGGCCAGAUGUUCAUGGACGUGUGAUAUCGGCGUUGAUCAUCUCGCAGAUCCUUUUGAUGGGAUUGAUGAGCACUAAGCGAGCAGCUCAGUCCACUCCUUUCCUCAUCGCCUUACCGAUUCUAACCUUUUUCUUCCACCGGUUCUGCAAAGGCCGGUAUGAAUCGGCAUUUGUACGUUAUCCGUUGCAGGAAGCUAUGAUCAAAGAUACAUUGGAACGAGCCAGAGAACCGAACUUUAAUUUGAAGCCUUAUCUUAAGAAAGCAUAUAUUCAUCCGGUAUUCAAAGACGACGAGUAUGAAGAUGGUCGGUCUGAGGUUUCCGGUUCUUGUUUCGAUGAUUUGGACGAAGAAUGUGUUACUGUGCCGACCAAACGUCAGUCAAGGAAAACUACGCCGGCGGUUAGUCAUGCUAGCCGCGAUUCUCCGAUUUCACCGUCAAAUGUAUAA